AUGUCUGGUCUUGUUGAGCCUUCUACCGCACAAAGCACUUCCGCUUCUUUGUUACAUCAUUUAAACACCACAACGCCAAUCCCAGACAGUUCGCCUUUGUCCUCUUUACCGUUUCAGCUCCUCCUUGCCCCCCUUCACGCCUUACAACACGCCGAGACUUUUGCCUUCCGAACAGUCCCACGAUCUAUCGGAAGAGUGACCGGUAUUUCUAGCCUUUGGAGUGGAGCGGGUUCAACAGCUGGAGCAGGCGGCACGGCGGCUACCCAUGCAGUCGCGGAUAUGGCGGGAAGUGGGUUGGCCGAUGUAGCGGAGCAGGAAGGUAGCUACUACUUUGCCGAGUUCUUGGUUGCCAUCAAGAAGCUGGGUGGAUUUUUCGGUUACUUGACAAGCGUAUGGUCGUUUGCAUGUCUAUUGGAGGCGUUGAUCUUGAAUCGCAUCACCAUCUAUGCUUCCACUCGACGACACCUUCGACUAGGAUGGGAACGACGCGCCGCUCUUCGCCUGGUUCCUAUCCUUCUCUUCGCAUACCAGAUCGUCAGCCUGCUUCGCGGGAUACGAUGCCAGACAUCUCCGUCCUUCUCAACAAUGCGAUACGGUUAUCCCGGAAAGCAACUCAUCUUCGACUACUCAAGUGAUGGAGGCGCUCUCUACUCUCUCAGUUCCAGAUUUCUGGGGUGGGAGUCGGAGGAGCAGUCUUGCAGUGCUGUGAAGAUGACACGCACCAGUGACUCUGAGCUUCCAUAUGGGUCAUUCUCCCUAUUGUGGCCGACAUUUAUGAUGCUAUGCCUGAGCCAUUUCAUCGAAACGCUCUCGUGUGCGUUGCAAGGCAGGCAGGUGAUGACCGAGACUGGAAUGUCUAUAUUCGAACACUCUCUUGCCUUCGCCGAGGCUGAAUCAAUGAUCGGCAAGUCCAUUGGAUUGGGCAUGUUCGGUCUUCCCAAACAAAGCCCGCUGAGUGCUAUGACUAGCGACGCCAAUGACAGCUCGGCUUCAGUUCUCCAACUUCUCACAAGAUCGCAAGUGUUACAACGCAUGAAUGUUACCCCAGAAUUGUUGCUCAUUGCAUUGAUAUCUUGCUGCAAUAGUGCUUCUUCUCACAUGUUGGACAUCUUCGGAAAACAGAGCAGAUAUCGACUUUUCAACACUGCUCUCUGGGGUGCCUGCUUCAUGGCAGCCAUGUCGUGGGGAUUAGACGCCGGCCCACCCGUCAGCCUCGAGACCGGCGUUCUCAGGUUCCCAACUGUGUGCAUCGUGGGAUUCAUCCCUCACAUCAUGGUACUGGGUGGUAUCACCAUAUGCUGCGCGAUAUACGUGCUGGCGCUUACUAUCACCGCUUUUUCACUUCCUUCUGAAGAUGCUCAGCCCGUCUCACUUUAUGAUCGUUUCAUGCUGGCCCAUGAAAACAUGCAAGGUUCGAACCAAAUUCGCAGCAUCCGCAUCAACAGACACGAAGACUUUUACACAACCCUCCUGCGAAUCGGAUAUGUCGCUCUGACAGCUGCAAGCGAGGCAGUAUUCCUGAAUGAGGGCAAGGCUGUCAUUGCAAGACGGAUGACAUGGCUGGAGGAAGACCGGCUAGCUGAAAUUGAAGCCCAGAGACAGAAGUCCUCUUCCCGCGCAGAUUGGCAGAAGGAAACCAGCAACCGGUCCUUUGAGGGCUUCGCAGACUUUGACAUACCAGAGAAAGCCAAAACGUGGGAAAGUGGCUACAACCGUGAAAGGAAAAUCGAACAGCCGAAAAACGGAUCUCGCGCCGUUCGCUCUGAAUCUGAGCUGGGAGGUGUUGGAGCAGUGCGUGUUUCCAUACGAUUGAUCCACGUUUUCGCUUUUUUCCGCGCGAUCAGCCUUCUCGUGCUCCGAUGGACAACAUACGCAUUUAGCAAUGUUUUUGAUCGACUGGGAAUUACUGCCCGUCCAAUGUGGCUGAAACGCCUGAUUGGUCACCGUCGACAGCCACCCGGUUCUAACAAUGAAUCAUCUCGACAGCCAUUAGACUUCUGGAUCCUCUCGGAUAGCGGCGAGCUUGAACUUCCAGAAAAUGGCGAAUUUGACGUCGAGACCGAAAUGCGAAAGCGAGAGCGUGCGAACCGACCGGACUGGAUGGGCACCGAUGAGAACUAUCUGGAUGACAGGCUAUACAGCUGGUGGAAGAUCGGUGGUGCCUGGGGAAACCAAGAUGAAACGUCGGAUUACGAUCCGCCAACAGAUGACUUUGAUACCACGAGUGUAGUCUCGAUGUCCACCAAUGCCUCUGAACCAAAGUGGGAAGAUUACCCCUCAGACGAUGGCCGUCGCACUCCCACCCAGGUCGAACCCCAUGCAGACAAGAAUCCUCCACUUCAAGAUCCAUUGUUAGACAUGACCACGCUUGCGCGUCUUCUCGACCCUCGUGACCGCGAGACAAGAGAAGAAGCCCAGAUCCUAGCCGCUCACCUCAAGGCAAACAAUGAAGGUCCUCAAAUCAUGACACGCAGUCGGUAUCAGAAGCAAGUUGAACGGGAGAGAUCCCGCAUUCUGUUCUCUUCUCGUCUUCACCAAUUGAACACCACCGAGACAGGCCCCGGUGGGCGAAAGCCUACAGCCGAAGAAGAAUCCGAGCUUCUAGAAAAACUCAUUCUUUCACGCCGCUCGGAGGUACCGGGCGAUGCUGAUGCUCACACCUGGGAAUCUGGUGCAACGGGUCUUGGUCCCAAUGGUCCACCCUGUGUCGUCUGCCAGACAAGCCCUCGAGCCAUCAUCACCUGGCCGUGUCGCUGCUUGUGCAUUUGCGAGGAUUGUCGCGUGAGUCUUGCGAUGAACAACUUCGGCAGCUGUGUGACUUGUCGUCAAGAAGUCGGGGGGUUCAUGCGUUUAUGGGUUCCAUGA
Molecule: messenger RNA, 2865 nt
Organism: Penicillium brevicompactum
Lineage: Eukaryota; Fungi; Ascomycota; Eurotiomycetes; Eurotiales; Aspergillaceae
Product: putative ubiquitin-protein ligase (Asi3)
Exons: 2
Coding region: 1-2865 (954 amino acids)
Biological process (GO): ubiquitin-dependent protein catabolic process; protein ubiquitination
Molecular function (GO): ubiquitin protein ligase activity
Source: RefSeq, a predicted model, not a curated record